This is a messenger RNA of Heterobilharzia americana, 2474 nucleotides long. The record is from the annotation of a GenBank genome assembly. NCBI's taxonomy places the organism in Eukaryota, Metazoa, Platyhelminthes, Trematoda, Strigeidida, Schistosomatidae.
AAAUUGGUCCCAGUAUUACUGGCGCUAUCGUCGUUCUUUUCGGAAGGGAAACUUCUUUUGAUUUAUAUACCUUGGUAUUGACAAGAACACAUUCAAGACUUUGCAUUAUUGAAUAUUUUGAUAUAAUGGAGUUCUAAAUAUGGUUUUCAACUAUCCAAGUCAGUCUUCAUUAGUCUUCAAGAGAAAAGUCCCCUGUGAUGGAAAACUUGCUAGUGCGCUUUCCAAUGAACGCUCAGCGCCUCAGCAGCUCAGAAAGAAAAGAUGGCAGAACGUGCAUCAGCCUGCAGGGAUCUUCAUCAAGUCAUAGGUCCAUAACCAACCGUUCUCAAGCCAGGUCCAGACAGUCAAAGAAAUAUCACAAAGGACGAUAUGACCUUGAUUCUAAUUAUGAUGCGAGCUAUAGCCAUAAAAACUUGACGAAAGGUUCUGACAAGAAUCAUUCAGGAACACAUUUAGAUGGCUACAUACAUGCUUCAUUCCAGUUCAAAAUGCUUCCUGGGUGUACGUAUUUACAGAAUACUUGUGAUGAAACAUCCCCACAGUGGGAUGAAGUUGCCCUAAUAAGAGUAUUAAAUAAAGGUGAUUUAGCAUGCCCGAUAUGUCUGUAUUCACCCGUUACACCACGAAUGGGCAAGUGUGGUCACGUGUACUGCUGGCCUUGUGCAAUGCAGUAUAUCAAAUAUGAGAAUAAUUCAACCGACAAAAAGUGCGCCGUAUGCUCCUGUUUGUUAUCGUUCGACGAUCUGAAAAGGGUAUCACUGGUUCCUAUCACUCAAAUAAAACACGGUGACAUUUUAAGUCUGGCACUUGUCAAGCGCUUGGGACCAUAUGUGGUGCGUUGUUUGUCUUCUCAAAAAGGUGAAAAUACGCCGGAGUCCACUUUCCAGUGCGUUUGCAUCGCCGACUUGACAUCAAUGAGGAAGUUCAUUGAAACUGAUAUCAAUGAUCUGAGUACGCAUAGAGCCAUAUGCGAAAUCGAUUGGAGCAACACAGAACUAAUCCCAUUCAUUGAUUUGCUACUCAACAAACUGAGACACGAAAUGUCUACAAAAUUUAGCAGUAACAAUGAAGCUAAAUUUGCGGAGUGCAGUAUUCGGUAUGAUCAUCCACACUCUACCAACCAGCUUUACUUUUACCAAGCUGCGGAUGGUCAGCCUAUUUUCCUGGAUGGUUUGGCUUGGAGAUGUUUGUUGACUGAGUACAAAAAUAUAGAAAACCUUCCAGAAGAGAUUGCUGCUACUGUCGUCUCAGUCAAGAAUUGUCGAAUGGACCCAGUUUUGCGCAAACGUUUACGUUAUCUCAACUAUUUACCAGAUGGCUACGCUUUCAGUUUGGUUGAAAUCGAGUUAAAACCACCGUUGGUAUCUGAAUUAACGUUGUCUCGCUACGCGACCGUCCUCAAUAAUCGUGCAAUAGAGCGAAAUCGAAGUCACCUGGAAGAUUUGAAACUAACUGAGUUGAAAGAAGCUGCUGAAAACCAAUUCAUGUCACUGCCUCCAGGUUUUGUUUUGAGUGGUCAUGCGGCCUUAUCAGACAAGCAAGAAGUUCAGCUUGACCCAUCCGAUUUUGUCCCUCUUUCGUCUCUGUCGGAAAACUUGAAACCGAAGAGUACCUUACCAAUCAGUUUUGCUGAGGUCUCUCGCGCAGGUGCACUUAAUGUUGUUGGUCCAGAUCGUGUUGCGCAUUUCUCACGCAGUCCUCCUAAACCAUCACCUGCUAAGGGUUUUCAUAUCAAUUCCGAACGCUGGCCUACGUUAGGGGAAUCUUCGAAAGGUGAGGGCAGUUCCGGCCACACAAGUCAACGGGUCAAAUUAAGCGACUUCGUUUCCAGCUCUAAAACAUACGUAAAUGCUUCGAAAAACAAACAGCAUUCAUCUAGUGCUUAGACUUAAUCUUACUUAUUAUGCUAGAAAAGAAUUGUAACGCUAAAGAUAUUUCUCAGUUUUUGUCUAAAAAAGUAUGUAGUGUGAUUAUAUUGUUUUUACACCAGUUACAUAUCAGCUACGAAAUUUUUUCCCGCUUGCUUUUUCAUGUAGUGAUGUCUUUACUACCAUAACAUACAUCUAACUUGCUUCGGAAGCGGGACUAGCAAACACAAGUGCGUUUGGCAGAUUAAUGACGAUUUUGUUGGCCUUUGUCUUAAGUUGUCAACCGUCGAAAGACAACUUAUAUAGACUGUGACGUGAUCAUGGGAGGUCAUCACAUUGCAAUCGGUCUCAGAUGUAUCCCGCAGUAAAAAAUGUGUUGUCUACCGGAUAACGUUUCCGACAAUUCAUUAUCCGUUAUCAUAUUCACCACUUUAAGACAUUGCUUAUACUGUUUUGAUCUUUUCCCCCUCUUUAUGGUAGGACUUGUAAGAUUCCCAGAUAUCUGGAGCAUUUGCUGAACCAUUCCUGUUGCAUGGAUUCGGUGUUACUCCGAUAAAUAAAGAUUCAGUUACCAAUGUCUCUCCAUCCCGCCAAGUUAGUUUUAAG